AAAAUACAGUUAAAUGAUUUGAAGCUUUGGAAGUAGCUCUGCUCUCAUUGUUAUUAGAUCUGUUUCAGUGCUUUGAUUUGUCCACCACCACCAGUCCACUCCCCCUUCCCCUCUUUUCCAUUCAUACCCCAAAACAACAAAAAUAAUAUGAUGAAGAAAAAGAAAAGAGACAAGAUAAUAAUACAUGGGAUUCAGAAUUUCUAACAAAUCAAUCAAUCAACAAAGAAAUUCCAUCUAAUUGAUGUAUGUAGAAAGGAUUGGAUUGAGAUGAAUUUAAGUUCUUUUGAAAAGGUUGGAAGCUAAGUACAGCUAAAAGUGGAAAAGGGAAAGUGUUAUGGAAGAGAUGUCGGCGGCAAUGGCAGUGCCAUUCAGGUUAGGUAAUUUAAUAUGUGAUAGCUCAGUGAUAGCAACCCAUGUAGGAAUCACAAGUCUUAAGUUGAUAACGGAUACGGCUAAUUUGAUAUCUGAUACUUCUAGAGCAAAUCAGCUGUUGCUAGAGUCCUUUGAUGGCGGAUACGAGAAUUGCAGUAAUCAAGUUGAUUUAAUGAGUUUGCGAGGACAAGGAGAGGAUAAUAGAGGAAGCGGACAGGAAGAAUCUUUGCUUAAGAUGGUUCCUGAAAGUGAAGGCAAUAUGGUCGUGGCUGAUUCCGUAGUUCAGGAAAGUGAGGAUGAUAAUUUGUCACUUGGUGGCGGUGAUCUGGUACAUGAUAGUUCAUGCUCUCUUUCAGUCACUAGUGAUACAAGUAGCUUAUGUGGGGAUGAGUUUUUGACGCUGGAAUCUGCUUCUGAGUUAAACAGGACAAUUUCUAUGGAGAUUGACAAUUUAGAGGAACCAAGUAGUCAGAGGGAAGCCCAUAGCGAUCUUGUUACAGAAGCCAAAGUUAAAAGACGGGUUGAAGAUGAUUCUAAUUGUAUAGGGUCGACAUCUUCUCUCCAGGUGGGUCAGGAUAGGAGGACUGAUGGUGCAGUUAGCCGAAGUGUGCCUGCAUUGGGUUCUUUACCUCGUUGGGGUUCCAUCUCUAUUUGUGGAAGAAGACCAGAAAUGGAAGAUGCUUUUUCUGUUGUACCUCAAUUUUUCAGUGUUCCCCAAGAGAUGUUAUUCUGUGAUGGUAUGGUCAAUGGAGCAAACCCCAAUUUGAGUCACUCAACUGGUCAUUUUUUUGGAGUUUACGAUGGACAUGGGGGUCCUCAGGUUGCCGAUUACUGCCGUGAUCGUUUUCAUUUAGCUUUAGUAGAGGAACUUGAAACCGUAAAACAAACAUUUUGCAAUGGAGUAGAUAUCAAGACUGAUUGGAAGAUGAAAUGGGAGAAAGCUAUCACCAAUUGCUUUAGGAAAGUCGAUGCUGAGAUUGGGGCUACCCCAAGUAGUGGGGAAGGUAGUUCAGAACCCAUUGCUCCAGAUACUGUUGGUUCUACUGCUGUGGUUGCGAUGGUUUUUUCAUCUCAUAUUAUAGUUUCAAACUGCGGUGAUUCAAGAGCAGUGCUCUGUCGUGGCAAAGAAGCAAUGGCGUUGUCAGAUGAUCACAAACCGAAUAGAGAGGACGAAUAUGCAAGAAUUGAAGCAGCUGGAGGGAAGGUCAUAAAUUGGAAUGGAUCUAGAGUUUUUGGUGUUUUGGCAAUGUCGAGAUCAAUUGGUGAUAAGUAUCUAAAGCCAUCAGUCAUUCCUGAUCCAGAAGUCAUGUUUGUUCCUCGAAAGAAAGAAGACGAGUGUCUUAUUCUAGCAAGUGAUGGGUUAUGGGAUGUCAUGACAAAUGAAGAAGCAUGUGAAGCAGCAAGAAAACGAAUAUUUGCUUGGCACAAGAAGAAUGGGACGAGUGAUUCACCUUGCGAAGAAAGAGGUGAAGGGGGAAUUGAUCUUGCCGCUCAAGCAGCAGCAGAGUAUCUGUCGAAGCUCGCUAUCCAAAAGGGAAGUAAAGACAACAUUACUGUGGUUGUCGUGGACCUGAAACCACAUAGAAGGUACAAGAGUAAAACCUAACUGUAAGUUAACAGAAAAUUUGUAUUGACAGUAAGACACGUGUAGUCGAUUUUCAAACUUACAAUUAUACAAACUUUUGAAAAUUUAGUGUGCUGGUUAUCAUCAUUGUCACUAAUAUAUAGAUAACCGAUUUUUUUUUUCUACAUUACAUUAUAUUUUGUCUGCGCAAUUCACUGUUUCUGUGUAAAUAUGGAAUAGAAUCAGCUUUUUGCGGAA
Papaver somniferum (opium poppy) is the source of this 2194-nucleotide messenger RNA. RefSeq names its product probable protein phosphatase 2C 6. The transcript has 5 exons. Lineage: Eukaryota; Viridiplantae; Streptophyta; Magnoliopsida; Ranunculales; Papaveraceae. Bases 335 to 1978 code for a protein of 547 amino acids. Gene Ontology annotation, molecular function: protein serine/threonine phosphatase activity; cation binding. The record is from RefSeq and is a predicted model, not a curated record. Gene Ontology annotation, biological process: protein dephosphorylation.